AUGUCCAACCCGUCGCCGCCCGCCACAGCUCCCGGAAACACUGCUGGCAAUGAUGACUCUGUUCGGCCACCCACCGACGGCCACGAUCAACAACACCAAGUUCAACUACGCGCACCCGUACUGACUACAAUCCUCUCGUGUGAAGCUUCCUCGAUCACCGUGAACACUGCCAAAGCUCCCGCCCCCUUCCCGCCGCCCAAGACCGACAAGCCUCGUCCCCAUGUGUGUGCUACUUGCCAACGGUCCUUUGCCCGACUGGAACACCUGAAACGUCACGAGCGGUCUCACACCAAGGAGAAGCCCUUCGAGUGUCCCGAAUGCACGAGAUGCUUUGCGAGAAGGGACCUGCUGCUUCGCCACCAGCAGAAGCUUCACCAGACCACCACGCCCGCGUCGCGUCCGAGGAACCGCCGGGAGAGCACCAGUAGUACCGUAACCGCCCAGAGCCGAGCCCGGAAGAACAGCGUUGCAAGUGCAAAUGCCAAUGCCAACGCCAAUGCCGCCGGCAAUGCCGCGUCCAUGAGGCCGAGGGCAAACACCAUCAGCCAUGUCGACGGCAACCACAUGCAGAUGCUUGCCGCUGCCAAUGCCUCCGUCGCCAGGAGCCAGCACAUGCCGCCAGCCCACAGCCGUCACCAGAGCCUCGUCGGGUUGCCCAUGCACAACCACAACAUGGACCAUGGCUUUGCCGGCAUGUCCUCGGUCAUGGGCCAACGCGGCAUGCACCAUGGCUUGCCCAAGCUCGAGACCCACGGCAUCAGCAAUAUGGGCUUCAACGCCGGUCUUCGCACCGCUCCUCCGCUGGCCUACAACCCGGAGUAUGACUUUGAAGCGCUCCUGUAUGGCGGCCAGUCGACGAUAAAUCCCAAUGCCCUCCACUACACCGAGUCUCCUCACUCCAUGUCCAUUGAUCCAAUCUCCCCUUUUGGCAAUGCCAUGACUGAUAUACCUAGUCAGCACAUGGAAGACAACUACGACUGGCUUACCGGCUUUGAUCACCAAAUGUCGUUCAAUAACCCCAAUGAGAAUGCCGUGGACGGUUCGUCUCCAUCCGCCAUGAGCACUACCAGCCAAAGCGGCAUCAGUGAUGUGAUGCUGGACGGGUCCAACAACACCGCCAUGACAACCGGGUCCAGCUCCAUCUGGCAGUCUGCUCUCAUGGGACCUCCGCAGAUGGCCAAUCCCUUCUCCAUGGACAUGAACGGCAAUGUUUUCCCUGACCUCUUGAACGGCGCCCCCCUCUCGCCCCAGCCGCACUCGCAAAAGACCAUGAAUGACGUGUAUUUUUCAACGCCGCCGCCGUCCAUGAGCUCUCUGAGCCCCUCUAUCAUGCCGGGAUUGACCACCCAAAACUUGAAUCAGGCAAUGAACUUUGGCCCUGGCCCGGAGACGCCCACUUCGAUAUCAGGUGGACAUCAGACACAUUCUCCAGUGUCCACCAUCACUGACACCACUAGGAGCGCGAUAAUCAGUGCCUUGUCCCAUUGCGCGUCCUUUGGUGGCCGCAAGUACUCCUUUACCUCGCCAAACUCCCCAGUGUCUCCGCAAUACCAGAACAACUCCGAUGCUGUGCCGGAAAACGUGAAGAACCUGCCAAGCACACUGGACCUGCAACGAUACGUUGGAAGCUACCUGCGCUACUGUCACCCCCACCUGCCGUUUCUACAUUUACCCACGUUGUCCUUUGAUGUGCCGUCAGGGCCUAGCCAUGGGCGGAACAGCACAGUAGGCGGCAGUGGCUGCCUCAUUCUCUCCAUGGCUGCUAUUGGUGCCCUCUAUGAGAUGGAUCGCACGCAAUCGAGAGAGUUGUUUGAGAUGGCCAAGAGGAUGAUCCAACUGUACCUGGAGGAGCGCAGAAAGGUCGACAUGCGCAAGGCGGAUUUCCGGCGGACCCCAUCGUCUGACCAUGGAUCCCAAGGAUCGGAAUCGUUCAUCCAUACGCCGCUGUGGUUGGUACAGGCAAUGCUUCUCAAUGUUGUGUACGGCCACAACUGUGGUGAGAAGACUGCCAAUGACAUUGCGUCCACCCACUCCGCAGCUUUGGUGAGCCUUGCCCGAGCUGCUGGACUGUUUGAACCGAUGAAGAUCGACUCGGCCGAUGCGCAGGAGAUUCAGCUGAAUGAUGCUGAAGGCAACUGGAACGGUGGCAUCAAACCCGAAUCCGAGGAGCAGGCCGAGUGGUUGCGGUGGAAGACCAUGGAGGAGCGAAAACGCACUGUCUACGUCAUCUUCAUUCUUUCGAGCCUCUUGGUGGCAGCCUAUAACCAUGUGCCAGCGCUGACGAAUUCCGAGAUCCUGUUGGACCUUCCUUGUGACGAGGAGUUCUUCGCGGCCGAAAGCGCCGCGUCGUUCCAGUUGAAGGGUGGCGUGCGGGUUGCCGGCCACAACCUAAUGACAUUUCACGAGGCUCUGGGUGAGCUUUUGCGCACGAAUGAAAAACAGCAGAAGCUGGCGUUCAACAACGGGUACCAACCAUUCGGAUCCGCGCCCAAUGCGGUUGAUAUUCCGAAGAGUGAGCUGAAACCAAGCACUCUCGGCUGUCUGGUUCUGAUCAAUGCGCUGCACAAUUAUAUAUGGGAGACACGCCAACGUCACCACAACACGGUAUGGACCAACGAGGAAACCGAGAAAAUGCAUCGUCACAUUGAGCCGGCCCUGAAGGCAUGGCAGACGGCAUGGGCCAGUAACCCGCAUCACAGCCUGGAAAGGCCAAACCCCUUUGGCAUGGGGCCCCUAUCGGCUGAUGCGAUUCCCCUGCUGGAUCUGGCUUAUGUCCGCCUCUUUGUCAAUAUGUCGCGCACCAAGGAGAAGUUCUGGAACCGAGACUGGGAUGGACUGGCAGAGGAGCUUUCGCGCGGCAGCGAAAUAAUUCAACAUGCCGAGCACUCCCCCUCGUCCAAUGCCGAAUCCUCAGAUCCGUCGGAUGCUUCCGCCACGAGCUCAGUCUUCGUCGACUCGCCUCCCACACAAUCAUCUUCGCCUGAGUCCUCUGCCGUUAAAUUCCCUCCCGCUAUGUCCUCCCGCCCUCCAAGUUCGUCGCAAGUAUCCAGUCGAAUGACCUCGCGCCGGGAGAAACAUCUUCGCAAGGCAGCCUUCUAUGCUGCGGACUCGCUUUCCAUGUCCGACAAGCUGGGUGUGACGUUUGCCGAGUUCACCAGCCGGGAACUCCCCGUACAAUCCGCCAUGUGCUCUUUCGAUUGCGCACAGGUGCUCGCCGAAUGGAUUGCCACUCUCCAGGAUCGGGUUGGGAGAUACCUGGGUGUGCUCGGAAAAGAUGAGGUGGAUCUGACCGGGGUGCCUGCGAUCAUGCUUCUGGAGGACGAGGACUUGAAACUCAUUAGCAAAGUCCAGGAGCUUCUGGCCAGUGCUGAGAUCAAGAUGAGUAUGGAUUUCGUCAACGGCAACGCCAAUGGGAGCAUCGACUCACGCAUGCAAAUCGACCAAUCGGGCGGAUAUGCGACCAAGAUACUGCGGGUUACAGCAUACAUGCUGGAUAAAUCCGCCGUGUGGCCAGUCCUCCACCUGAUGGCGCAAUGUCUCGAAACUCAUGCGAACUUUAUGCGAUCCCGUGCCGACAAAUCUGUUGUGGCUAGCUUCUGGAAGCCGGAGAUAUUCGAGGUUCAGUGGAUGAAACACCCCAAGGGCUGGUCGAGCCAUGGCGGAGUUACAGGCGUUAUCGGCAAUCAUGGUUCGGACGCCUAUCUCACAACUUCGGGCUUCAAAAUCGCAGACAUGAUCUGUAUUGCCGAGGUCUGGUGUUAUGGGGAGUAA
Molecule: messenger RNA, 3771 nt
Organism: Anthostomella pinea
Lineage: Eukaryota; Fungi; Ascomycota; Sordariomycetes; Xylariales; Xylariaceae
Source: the annotation of a GenBank genome assembly